This is a messenger RNA of Staurois parvus, 687 nucleotides long. Lineage: Eukaryota; Metazoa; Chordata; Amphibia; Anura; Ranidae. The record is from the annotation of a GenBank genome assembly.
AUGGGGGCCCCCCUGGCUGGUGUGACCCCAAUAAUGGCAGUCACAUUUUUUGGAUUUAGUCUGGGAAAGAAGCUGCAGCAGAAUCAUCCAAAUGAGCAGCUCAGACCACAUCAAGUAUUUUCAGCAGGAAUGUUGGCAGGAGUUUUUGGUGCUGUUAUCGUCAUCCCUGCGGAGCGCAUCAAAUGUUUACUACAGGCUCAAGCAAACAGCUCAGUGAAAAGGUUUGCAGGACCCAUAGACUGUGCCCAGCAACUGUACAGGGAGCAAGGGAUACAGAGUUUUGUACCGUGGCACUGUACUUACUCUGUUAAGAGAUAUCCCGGCUACUGGAAUGUACUUCAUGAGCUACGAGUGGAUGAAAACAGAGGCUUUACACCAGAAGGUCAAAGCGUCAACAAUCUCGGUGCAGAGCGUAUUUUGCUCGCAGGAGGUGUGGCUGGCAUGUGUAACUGGGUAGUGGCCAUUCCUAUGGACGUACUAAAGUCUCGAUUUCAGACAGCUAAUGCUGACCAAUACAGAGGAGCCCUGGAUGUCUUAAGAGAAGUUCUGAAAAACGAGGGGCCCAGAGGGUUGUACAAGGGCUUUACAGCAGCCAUGUUGCGAGCAUUCCCAGCCAAUGCGGCCUGCUUCCUGGGAUUUGAGGUGUCCAUGACAUUCUUAAACUGGCUGAUCCCAGACAGCUCUUGA